CAUUCGUUACCGAUGUCUGGAAAUAAAAUAGGCCAGUCCAAUAUGGCUUCAGUCUAAACCUUUCUUCUGCUUGGAUUUGGUGUGUUAAGUCAUUUAGUAGCUAAAUUGUCAUCAAAAUGUCUGCUAAAUCAACCCGUGCUACAAGACUGAAAGCAAGGAAUCUUAGGAAACGCCCCACAACUCGUUCAUUACAACGUAGACGACGUUUUCCCGAUACUGAAAUUGCAGAAGAAGGUGAAGAACUUGAUCUUGGACUGGAUGAAGGAGAUAAUACCAGCAAAUACUGUUUGAGGCGUAGACGAACCGUUAGUGCAGAUGAUGCCAUGCGACAAAGACUUGGGUCUCCUUUGGCAGCAGCAAGUCCUGUGCGUAAACGACGGAAAAUGCCACAGGUUAAUCCUGCUCUACAGCCAAUAGGACGAAUAGGUGCCAAGUAUCUCCAAGAAGAUUUACCAGAUGAGGUGUUAUUGAAGAUCUUCUAUAACUUGCAAGAAUUCGAUUUAUGCAGAGCAGCACAAGUAUGCCGAAGGUUUAACAUCAUUGCCAACGACUUGGAACUUUGGAAAACUUUGUACCAGGAUAUAUUUGAAUAUGAUUUGCCGCUUCUUCACCCAGAACCUAGGGACUUCAGGUUUGUUCAGCCAGAUGAAUGUGAUGUAGCAAACCCAUGGAAGGAAAGCUUCAAGCAGUUGUGUCGUGGUUACCAUGUACGACCUGGCUUUUCACAUCUGUACCAGUCCAGAGGAAAAAAACUUAAAGGAAGAAACUUGAUGUGCUUUGAAAGCAUCGAGCAAGCAUACAACUUUGUUGACACAGAGGAUGUGGAAAAUCCUUUGAUAUUUGUACACAGUGGAACCUACCAAGGAGAGUUCCUUCUCAUAGACACCAACGUAUCUAUCAUCGGAGCUGCACCAGGGAAUGUCAUGGACCAGGUUAUAAUUGAACGUGAGAGUGAGUCAACUAUUAUGUUUGUGGAAGGAGCAAGGACAGCAUAUUUUGGCUAUGUUACAUUGAAGUUUUCGCCUGACAUUACCUCAUCUGUGCCACAUCAUCGACACUAUGCUUUAGAAAUUACAGAAAACUGCUCACCUACUAUUGAUCAUUGUCGCAUUAGAAGUACAUCUGUUGUGGGGGCAGCCGUGUGCGUAUCAGGGGCUGGUUCUGACCCUGUGAUUAAGCACUGCCUCAUUAAGGACUGUGAAAAUGUUGGACUGUAUGUCACAGAUUAUGCACAGGGUGUUUAUGAACACAAUGAAAUCAGUGGUAAUGCUCUUGCUGGCAUCUGGGUGAAAAAUCAUGCAGAUCCUAUCAUGCGGCACAAUCACAUACAUCAUGGUCGAGACGUUGGUGUCUUCACUUUUGACAAUGGACUGGGCUACUUUGAUUCCUGUGACAUUCACAACAACCGAAUAGCUGGCUUUGAGGUGAAAGCUGGUGCAAAUCCAACAGUUGUCAACUGUGAAAUUCACCAUGGACAGACAGGUGGAAUAUAUGUUCACGAGAAUGGAAGGGGACAAUUUAUUGAUAACAAGAUUCAUUCAAACAAUUUUGCUGGUGUCUGGAUUACAUCGAACAGUGACCCUACCAUAAGGAAAAAUGAAAUUUACAAUGGCCAGCAAGGAGGGGUUUAUAUCUUUGGAGAUGGUCGGGGACUGAUAGAGCAAAAUAAUAUUUAUGGAAAUGCACUGGCUGGCAUACAGAUUCGCACCAACAGUAAUCCAAUUGUGAGGCAUAACAAGAUUCACCAUGGACAGCAUGGUGGAAUCUAUGUGCAUGAGAAAGGUAAAGGACUUAUUGAGGAGAAUGAAGUAUACAGCAACACCUUGGCAGGAGUCUGGAUUACCACUGGGAGCACACCUGUGUUGAGGCGCAAUCGAAUUCACAGUGGGAAACAGGUUGGGGUGUACUUCUAUGAUAAUGGCCAUGGAGUCCUUGAAGAUAAUGAUAUAUUUAAUCAUCUUUACUCUGGGGUACAAAUCAGAACUGGCAGCAAUCCUCUGAUCAGGAAAAACAAAAUUUGGGGAGGCCAGAAUGGUGGUAUUUUGGUGUACAACAGUGGUCUUGGUCUUAUUGAAUAUAAUGAGAUCUUUGACAAUGCCAUGGCAGGCAUCUGGAUCAAAACAGACAGCAACCCUGUUCUGCGACACAACAAGAUCCAUGAUGGCCGUGAUGGUGGUAUCUGCAUUUUUAAUGGUGGCAAAGGAGUGUUGGAAGAAAAUGAAAUUUUCCGUAAUGCCCAAGCUGGUGUUUUAAUAAGCACACAGAGUCACCCAAUUCUGCGCAGAAACCGCAUUUAUGAUGGUCAAGCAGCAGGUGUUGAAAUCACAAACAACGCCACUGCUAGUUUGGAAUUUAACAAAAUCUUUAACAACAAGUUUGGAGGGCUGUGCCUUGCAAGUGGAGUUAAUCCCAUACUGAAAGAUAAUAUCAUCACAGGUAAUCACAACAUGGUAGACAGAGCUGUGGCUGCAGGCCAGUGUCUGUAUAAAAUUUCCAGCUACACAAGUUUUCCCAUGCACGAUUUUUACAGAUGCAGGACAUGUCACACCACUGAGCGAAAUGCCAUUUGUGUCAACUGCAUCAAAACGUGUCAUGCUGGUCAUGAUGUUGAGUUCAUUCGCCAUGAUCGCUUCUUUUGUGACUGUGGUGCUGGCACUUUAAGCAAUCAGUGCCGCCUACAAGGAGAACCAACUCAAGACACAGAUACACUGUAUGACUCUGCUGCACCUAUCGAAUCUCACACACUGCGCGUCAACUGACCAAUAAUAAUUUUUCAGACUGAUCAGACCAUCAUUGCCAGCUCAUUUCCUCUUUAAUUAAGGUCCUUGUCAGAGCUCCAUGGUGCAGGACAUGAUUGACUUUGCAUUUUGAGCUAUCUGUGCUCAUUUUGCAUCCAUCUGGAGAAGUGUAAAAUUGCAAGUGAAACGUGUGAUUAAUAAUUUCAGGCUGUGUGAUCGGAAAGUUUGGCAUUAACACAGAUAAAAUAUUUUCUGCUGACAGUUGUUUCCACAGACGCAAUCACUUCUGUUGUCUUCUGACACCUGCUGCUGUGAUGAAAGCAGUACUUUAGCAGGAGAAGAGUAACACAAAGUGGAAUCAUUUUUAGAAAGGCAGAAAGAAACAUUCAACUUGCUGAAAAUCAGUGCCAGUUUGGGAACUUGAGGUGUGUGCAGAGAAUUGACUUCGAAGGUUCAUUUGUAUAGAACAUAAACAUAUUCUUGUUAAGAGAUGAUACUGAACUUAAGCUUUAAGCUUUGAGUGUGUAUGCAUGUUUGCUCGCGUGCAUAUGUAUAUGUGUGUGUAUGCACAUGGGCUUGUAUAUGUGUGCGUGUGUGCAUAGUUACGCAUGCAUUAAAGUAAGAAAAAAAAGAUUACAAUGGGAAUAAUGGUGCUGGUGAUGGUGUUUCACACGAAAUAGACUGCGUAGUACAAGUCAGCCUAAAGGAGUGCAUUUAUGUAUCAGAAUAGUGAUUUUAAGUAGGCUUUUUUUAUGUCCUCAAAGUGUUUGAGCUUUAUCUUUUAUAUACCAGUCAAGAGGAUAAUUUAGAUAGGUAAUCCUGAACUAUAAAAACAAAAUUUAACAUUAAAUUUACACCCCUCAGGUUGCAUUCAUCAUCACACUGACAUUCUUCAUGCUGGUAUUUCAGGUGCUGUAAACAUCAUGCAUUAUGUCAUAUGCAGGGCACAUCAUUUAUUUCCUGCAUAACCGUGUGAAUGCGUUAACACAACCUGUCAAAAUGCUUAGGGAACAAGCUGCUUAUUUUAAUUGUUUUACACAAAAAGUUUAAGAUUUCCAUUACUAUGCAUAAGAAAUCUUAGUAGGUAAUAUUCUUUAGCUUGAGAGCUUAGAGUGGAGAAAUAGUAAUUGCAUAAAAGUAAAAAUUGCACAUUCAAUUAACAUUAUAAUAAGGCUGUGCAAAUGUGCUUGCUUUUCUGCCUGCCUAGCAGGUCCAUAUUAAAACUACAUUUGGAUUCUGUCACAUCUAUUGAUGAUUGUUUUACAAGUACGGAAUGGCAACUGUUGGGUAAAGAAAGCAAAACCACACUUAUCCCAGAAGAAUGGCUUGGUAAUUGUUUUUUCAAAACAGUGAAUGAUGUUCUAAAAUACACCUUUUUGUAGACCACCUUAUUGGAAUUUUUGUAAUGUAUGGCUUUUGCACAGAUUGUUGUGCUUAAGCAUCUUGUCUUUGAUGUGUUAAAAAAUAAGUGGAGGUAUAUCUGUAAAUAACGUAGUCUCUCUGACAAGGAAUUUUUGAAGAGCAGUUACAUAAUAGAAGUAACAAGAUCACAUGAUGGCCUCAACAGAAUGUCUACAUUAUGAAGGAUUAGAAAUCCAUUAAAACAACCACUGUGAAUUAUUACUAGGUAAAUUUUGAUAACUUUUUUAAAAACGCUAAGUUAUAGGCAGCAGAAACUAAUCUUGUUGCUAGGAGUUAUUUAAACGCACUAUGAGAUCUUAAUGAAUGUUUGUAGAAGUUACCUUCAUGGUUGGUCAACAUGUUAGGUUGAGUGCAGGUACAGAUAAAUUAUAUAAGAAAGUUUGAUCCUUUGAUUCUUUUGAAAUCAUACAGCGGACCAUUUUAGUGUUGCUUCCUUUUAAGUCACCUCAUGUUAGCAUGUAAGCACAACCUUAGUUUAAAAGAAGAGAUAGUUUUGAAUUAAAUAAACACUUAAAUUGAAAUUGCACUUAAGUUUUAUAUAGUUUUCCAUUUGAGAUUUCAGGGAUGUUCAAGAGAGGAAAUCAUAAAAUUGUGUCACGCUUCAAAUAACGAUUAUUGGUUAUUUGAUGUUUUCAGUGUAUUUAAUGAAAAUUGUCAUUAUUUACUGAGCUACAUACAUAAACAUUUUCAUUAUUCUUACAACCAUACACAUUUUAUUCACUAUAUGCAAAGGAUUUGGCAACCAACCUCAACAUAAAUGUGCAUUUCUUUACCUUCUUCUUUCUUUUGUAUAAAGAAAAAAGCAUUCUUUUGAAUGUAUAGAUCUGUACCCAGAAAGAUAAUGCAGAUUACUUUCUUUUUUAAUCCUUUAACAUAGAAGACAUUUUUUGAACAAUAAAUUAUUAAAAUUUGAUAAUUUUGUUUUCAGGAAUUAUUGACUUUCUAUUGCUUUUUCCGCCAUUUCUGCUGGUACAGAGUUUUAUCUUUUCUGCAUCAUACUUUGUUUUGGAAGCAAUCGGACGAAAUAUUACACAAAGAACAGUAGUAUGUUUUGUUGUAAUUAAGCAGCUGAUUUUAAAUUUAUAUGGUGUUACUUUCUUAUUGUUAUCAAGAUAAACAGGUCUCUCAGCUUGCAGUCAGGGAGUUAGAUCACCCAAAAUCGUUGUUGUGCAAAUUAUAAUAUUUUUCUUUUUUUUAAAGUUUGAAUGAAUGGUUUUGAUGAGUUUUUUGAAUGUGGUCUCAUGUUUGGUUGUGAAAAGUUGAUAUGCAGAAGUUAUCAUUAUGUGAUGGUAUAUUUAAUUUCUUUGCUUGGUUUGACAGUACCUCUCUCCUUCUACAAACUUGUCCUGGAUAACCUGCUGGGAUGGGAGAACAAAUUUGUUCUUUUACCUUUAUUCGAACAAAUUUUCUCUGUGAAGGAUGAAACUGAUAAAAUAAUUUGAAUACUCUCCAGAUUCCAUGGUUAGUGACUGUAUCAUGUCAUACAGGGUCAUUACAGAAGAGUAUUUGAAGAAUCCCACAUGCUGCAAUUUUAAGACAAGUGUAGCAGUUUAAGGAAGUUUGUGUAGUAGCCAGAACUUAUUUACAUUUUUUCUAUGCUAUACUUAGUCGCUCAGUAAAAUCCUACAUUUUUGUAUGUAUAUCUAAUAAUUGUUUUUUUUUUUACAGAAAAAUUUACUGACAGAAAACCUUUCACAGAAUGGGGUAUUUUACUUUCACAUUGUCCUUCCAUGGAUUUAUCGUUGCAGAUUAAUUUAUGGUAAGGAUUCCUUGUGCAGAAUCAUAAGACUGAACAUAGAUCUCCUUACCUUAAGCAGUGUGAGAGAAACAUUAAUAGGAUAGACUUAAGAAAUGUUUUGUUUUUGGUUAAAAAUACAGGUAACAUUUCAAGUGUGAUGCAGCUUUAUCAGACUGAAAAAAAAUUAAGUGCUCUGUAAACCAUUGUGUGCAUGCCAUUUAAUUAACUUGAGAUGUAGAACAGUUUUACUUAUUUUUUUCUAAGUAUAUAAAAUUAGACACAUUUUACAGUGCACGUUGUAAUAGAAAACCUCAGUAAAGACAUACCAAAUGUUUAGAUUUGGUAAUAUGCAAAAUUCAUUUAUUUAUUUAUUUUUUAUAUAUUUUAUGAGUGUGGUUUAACUGCAGCUUAAGUAGAACAUCAGUGCACUAAUCAGACUGUUCUGCGGAUCAGUCUUGAUUGCUUCCUUCAGUACUGUGCCCACCCCUACUCACCAUCAUUUUUCUUUUUGAUGUUGCUUUUAUUUUUUAACUUGGGAAUGUUAAGAUUUAGUGAACUGAACAUGAUGUGUAACCAGUUUUCUGCCUUAUCCUAUAGCCUCAACCACUCCUGUGGGCAUCAUGUGUUUUCAGGAGAUCGUGGUUCAAAAUCUACCUCUUACUGUCUUUGCAGUUUUGUCAGCUCUUAAUGUGCAGGUUUGGUGCUGGAAAAACUAUGGCAUAUAUAUAUAUGCCUUGUUUAAAAUCCAGUUAAUCUAUUUCUCUCUUAUCAAAAACCCAUUCACUCCCACUACUCCUAACAAGUCACACACAUCUGAAAUUAUUUCUAAUAAAACUGUCUACAGAUACAAGCAAGUAGAAUUGGUGAAACACUUUGUAACAGACAUGUAAUCUUAACUAUUCAAAAGAUUUGUUGCUGUUUUUCCCCCACCUCACAUUUUUAAGCAUGUGGAAGGCAAGGGUUCUCCAGGAAGGAUUGAUUCUGGAAUACCAUUUGAGAUUGGCAGUCAGUUGAUAUGAACAUUUUCUGUGAUAUUGUGCAAAUAAAGAAUGUUAGUUUUACAGUAAGUUUCAAAUAAUCCUUCAGUUACAUUUUUCUUCUUUCACUUUUUUGUGCAAUUUAUCACAGUUUAUUUGCAAAACCUUUUCAAUUUAUUUUGUUUAGUAACUUUAACCGUCUGCUAUACUUCUUGCUUGAUGAUUCAGUGGAAUUUUUUUAAUUAAGAUGGGAGUGAGUUUUUCUUUUUUGAAGAAGCUACAUGAGCUAUGUAUUCAGAUUAUGACUUCUUACCUUCAAUUCAAGUUUAGAUGUUGACCUUCAAUUCUGUCAGUGGAUGACAAAUGACUUUGUACUUAAAAGAAAGGAAAGUACACUUAACACGUUUCUUGAUGACAGCACUUUUAAAAUACAUGUUAUUUUCUUUUGGAUUAUUUUUGUGUGCAUCUGAGGUUUAUAUUAUUGGUAAACUUUGACAACUUUGUAUUUUUAUUUUAAGGUGGGAAACUGUCAUCAUUCUUGUCAUCCCUAUUUUAUAAAUGCAACACAUAAUUUCAGUUUUCAGCUUAAAGUCUUUUCUUUCACACCUUUUAAGGAACAAAAUAUGGUCUUCUAACCCUGAUUAAAUGUUAGACAAUAUUAGAGAACCCUGCAGACUGCAAUUACUGCUUUUGCAUAUGUGUGCAUGGAUGUGAUAUGUUUAGGCUCAAAGUAAUUUGAGGGCACCCUGCCACCAGAAUUGUAAAUCUCAGCAACAUAAUCUGUGUUGAUGCAAUCUUUGGCAUUGCUCUGUCAAGAAUUCAAGAGACAACAUUUAUCUCAUUUAUCUUGGCUUAGUAGGUUUUGGGGUUCUGAAUACAACCUAAAAGGCAUUUACUAAGGUCCAUCAUCUGCAACUUACUCCCAGACCUCAUUCUCUUCCAUUUGAAAAACAAUCUUUUCACUGUGUAACUGUGCACAAUAUUUAUUGCCUGUAUACACACUCUGUAUUUCCUCCAGGUAGCUAUCAGCUCAAAUCACUGACAGCAAACUUCUGUAAAUGAAAGAUUUUUUUAGAAGUGUGCCACAUAGUUAUUUUACAUUUUAAAAAGUAAAUAUUAGUUUUACAUAAAGCUCACACGAAAAAAAUAUAUAUAGAAGAAUGCAGUUUUUGACAACUUAACAAUGGCCUUGUUGCAGAGGCAGUAUUAUUAAAUGGCUACAACACACAUGCAGAGAUUUACUUCAGCGCAUAAUUUUACUUGCAUGGUACAUGGUGAAUGUGUGUGUGAAAGAGAAAACGUGGGUGCCUGUAUGUGCCUGUGCUGAUCCUCUUUGAGGAAGAGUGUGCCUUUGGUUCUCGUCUUGAUGCAUUUGUUUUCAAGAGUAGCGUAAACACUGGAGUAUGCCUGUAAAUUUCCUGGCCAGUCCUGAGUUUUUGUGCUGUAAACAGCAUCCUGCUAUCAUGUCAGAGGUUUCACUGUUGCAGGUUAUUUUUACCGCAGGUAUAAACCCCUCCUACAUCUUAGUUUAGGUUGCACAAAGCCAGAAGGUUGACCACAAACAUCACAAUAAUAUUAACUGUAUUUAUUAGUGCAUUUUGUUCCAUGUAUUCAUAUGGUAUGAUUUUUUCAAGUAACAGGAUGGUAAAUAUUGCCCUGAUGUGUUUGUAGUUGAUUAAUAUUCUUUAACCUCAUCUGUAUAUGAUAUAUAAUGAUAUCCAUGUGUUCGUUGCCUGGCAAGACUGUCAGCACAUUUGUAUUUUAUCUCUUCCCAUAUGUUUUAUCUCUGUUACAGUGGUUCAACGUUUUUGUAUACGCAUGGUCUGCCUACCUAUAGAAGUGUGUGAAUGACAUAUGAACAAGUGUGUAUGUCUGGUUUCAGUGUUAUGUGGUCAUGUAGAUACUGUUUGGUGAGGGAUUUUUCUAAAUCACUUCGUCCAAGCAUGAAUUUACUAUUUCAUGCAGAGUUGUUGUACUCAAAAGGUGAUGUAUGGCUUGUGUUAUAUUGUUAUUUUUGUUCAUACUAAUCUUGAUGUGAUCUUUCAAGUGUGCAUGGUUGGUCUAUAUAUUCAUGUGUAGUAGGUCCUGCUGCUCCGUGGGUGAUCAGCAUGAAAAAGUGUUCUUGUUUGGGAGGAAUGUAUGCAUGUAAUGUUUAAUAAAAGAAUGUAAAGAAAAGGUUA
Molecule: messenger RNA, 9055 nt
Organism: Pomacea canaliculata
Lineage: Eukaryota; Metazoa; Mollusca; Gastropoda; Architaenioglossa; Ampullariidae
Product: F-box only protein 11-like
Exons: 19
Coding region: 117-2759 (880 amino acids)
Biological process (GO): ubiquitin-dependent protein catabolic process; protein ubiquitination; regulation of apoptotic process
Molecular function (GO): protein binding; zinc ion binding
Source: RefSeq, a predicted model, not a curated record